AGCGUUCCGUUGUGCUACGCGCGCGCGGUCUACGGUGCUCACUUGUACACGGAUAGCGUGUGUGUUGUCGGUUAUUCCAGGUUUACGAUUAGGAUAAGGUUUAAGGUGCCAGUGAGGUGCUUUACGGAAAGCUGGAGAAACUUGUUGGACUCUCCAGGGUGCUUCCACGAGGAAUCUGCGCUGAAAGCAGCGGUACUUGCGCGAAAAUAACGAGUGUUUGUGCAAAAAUUUACGAGCUUGAGGUAUUACAAUUGAAGAGGAGGUAACCAAGUGUGGAAAACGCUUCUUCAAAGUGGUGCGCGUUGUGUGUUGCUUAAUAACAGAGAUCCCCCAGCUAAAUACAACCGCAGAAGAGACUUCAGGUUGUAGCGUUCACAAGGGUCUGUUUUUGUGUGAGGUGAUCCAGUGUGCAUCGAGGGAUAACAGAGAAAAGGAGAAUACACAGCAGAAGAAGGGGAGAAAAAGUGGUGUUCCCUUUCGGAAGAAGAAUACGACAAGUGGAGGAAGAAAACCGUCGUUGAAGAUCUUCACUGAAAGCUUGCGCAAGUUGUCGUCGUUCUGCCUGGUGAGCAACCUGUACAGAAGAAGCGCCUGCUGCAGACGUCAACGGAAAGAAAAGCGGCGGCAGCGGCUAGAAGAAUUAACGAACGAGAAGCGGCAGAACAAGUUGUGGUAGAUUCCUCUGGCCACCAGCAACUUGUUUUUGUAGACCGGCUCAGGAGGCAUCGCUAGACGACUUGUACUAGGUCGCUUUGCCUGCUACUGCCGUGGUAGGUGAGAAGCAGCAAGGAGAAAACGGCGACGAGUCUCGCGUGGUUCUGAAGUUAUAAAAUGUAGCCGUUGAGGCCAGCCAGCCACCCUUACAACGAUGGAAUCGAACAUUUUCGACGUCGCCGAUGACAUGUCAUUCCCCUGGUUGCCGGCGUACGCCGAGGCAAUCGAACAGCAGCAGCAGCAUCAUCACCAGAACCAGCACCAACACCCGGUCAGCCCGCUGCUGUCCACCGGCGUCGCCACUUCGAGCCGAAUGCUGGAGACCAUCGUGGAGGAAACCUCUUCCGAUGAUGAUGCCGGCGAUGGAUCGCGCAGCGGCAGCCGCAGCCGACAGUCCCGGCCGAGGACUUCGGAGGGGGAGUGCUGCCCGAACGGGUGGUCCCAGUACGACCAGGUGUGGAGUUCGGCCGGGUCGGACACGGGUUCGGUGAUACGGGUUGAUACGCCCUCUGACCAAGAUGCCAUGUCGGAACGAGACUUUAUCUGCCCUCCAAAAAGAAGGAGGCAGGAUCAGCAUGAUCGGGUAGACGGAACCUGUAGUAACAGCGAAAGCGCAAGCAGUAAUAGCAGCAGCAAUGAAGAGUUGUUCAACGGAGCAGGAAGUACUGGGGAGUUGACAGUCAUUGUGACGGCUCCGCCGAACGUGGCGUUAACCACCAGCGGAGGAUACUACGGAGGUAUCGGAGGACUCAGGAAGGCCCGAUACUGCGAACUUGAUCAACAGCAGCAGCAGCAAAGUCUGGAAGUGAAUGAAUAUUUCAUGAGGAGACACAAUGAACCGAGACUCCGCUUCGACGAGAUCGGCCAUGAUCUGUUUGCCGCAACCUGCGGCGGUCCCGAUUCGGACAGUCUGUCGUACGCGUCGCUGAGCCGGUCCUCGUCGCUGAUCCAGUUCGAGUCGUUGGAGCGCCAGCUGCAGAACGAGCUCCAGGCGGUGGGCUCCGGCUCGGUUCCGUCGCUGUACUCGGCCGACCCACCUGUCAACGGUGUGGGCGUCGCGGAAGGGUUCUACAGUCCCGCGAAGAAGCCGCCGCCGCCGUCGCUGGGCGGUGCGGUGAAGUUGAAGGUUGGCGGUGGGGUUGGAGUGAACGGGGUGAAGCAGUCGCAACCGGUGCUGAACAACAGUGAUUCUGAGCUGUACUCGUCGUCGGCCAGUAGUGGUGGAGACAGCAGUGGAGGCAGCAGCUGUAACUAUGCCAGUGACGAGUGUGACUUGAACCAGCACACGCCCAGUCCGAGCAGUGAGGAAAGUGGGCGGGUGGCUAAGGGUAGUUCCUCGGACGAGGCGGACGGACCGGUGCAGCAGCUGUUGCUGGUGCGGUCCUGUCCUCAGCGGUGCUCGGAACGGCGGCUGAACCGCCAGAACGCCGCCAAGAACUCGAUCGAGAGUUUGAGUGAGGACAGCGGAUAUUGUGACCAUCUGCACUUUAACAUGAACAACCUGCGGGUGCGGUCCAAAAGUUUGACGAAUUUCGGCGGUUCCGCAGACAACGUAAACAUGUUUGCCGAGCCGGUUGAUUUCUACGAGCGGCCGUCGUUUCAGGAGAACCGCCUGUCGACGGUGUGCGACGUGGACGAGGAGGAAGAGGAGCAGCCGCCGCAGCAGGUCACCGGCGAAUCCAAUAAGUACGAGGAACAGCGCUGGUACGGCGCGAAAACCAAUAUUCAUAAUUGUACAAAAAUAGAUUUAGACGCAAGUAAACAGCAACAGCAGCAGCCAUUCGUCGUGCAGACCAAAGUGAUGCCAACGUCGUCGUCAUCCUCGUCCUCCUCCGCAUCAACGACGCCGACCUCAUCCCAGAACGCGUCCACCGAUUCGCUCGAGCGACCGAUCUCGACGUCGGACCUGGAUCGUCACCAACCGAAACCUAAAAAUAGCAAUCAUCGGGAUGAGUUUGCCGCCGCCAGCCGAAAGCGGCCGCGGGCCGUCAUUUCGGCCAGUUCGCCCGAUCUGUUCGGAGUGCACGCAGGUUUGCAGGUGCCGCGCAGCCGGAAACAACCCUCGUCGUCGCGCAAGACGUCCAGCGAUCUUCUGGAGUUUAGUGUUUCCAGCGUGCCGGAGUGUUUGAACCUUUACGGUGGCGGAAUUGAUUACGGUCAGUCCGAGUCGUUGGAUUCGCUGAGUGAAUCGGGCGCGAGUUCCGGAAAUUACUGCUCGUGGAACGUUCCGCAGGAGUGCUCGGUCGCGAGUAAGAAUUUUGAUCUGUACGAUCUGCAAGAGGCGAAGACUGCCGUGGUGAAGAAGGUUACGUUUCAGCCGGGGGUGGUUGCGAAACCUCGGGUGAACAUUCGUGCUAGUUACGCCAACUUGACGGUGCUGGACUAUAGUGAUGAGGAAGAGGGUGGUGGCGGUGGACGGCAGUAUUAUCUAAACAGAAACACGUUCAGAACGAGCAGUGGGACGCGGUUGGGCGGAGUGCGGGAAAUGGCGGGUAACGGGGAAGACGAAGGACGGAUCUUUCCGGUUGAGGGUGAGGAGAAGGACGUUUUUAACUCACUGCUGGACGAGAUUUCGGCGCACUUUGAUCGGAACCUGUCGAUCAUCAACGAUCAGGCCGAAGCGUACGAGCCGAUCGCGGCGUUUUUGCACGAACAGCGUUCGGGGCAGGCAGCGUCGGUGACGCCAUUUUCGGCGCUCGUGGCUGCCCCGCAGCCCCCUCCCCGACGAACGCAAAUCAAAACAAACCCUCACCACUCGCAGCAGGUUACGACGAUUGUCGUGCAGCCGCCGGAUGUGAAGAAGCGUACGUUCGAUCAGGAUCCAACCAACCUGGUGACCUGCUACGCUGCGAGUUUGGAGCGGUGCACGUUCGAUCCGAGCGAAUCUUCGCUUAAUUUGUACGGUAGUAAGAGCAGUGAGCUGAAUCAACCGCGGGGCUACGCCCCCGUCAAGCGUGAGUUUGUCGCGAGCACCCCCAACCUCAACUACUACUACAGCGGUGGAAGUGGUUACGGCGAGUGCGAGGAAGGACUGCACAACUCACUGAAGAAUGUGUCCUGCCUGGAAAUCGGCAGCCGCAGUACCGGCAUCCUGGCCACCGCCAGCAGCUCCAAGUGCGGCCUCUCCAAGGGGGUCAGCUUCUGUCCGAUCGUGUCGGAGAUUAUCUGGAAGGAUAACUGCUCCGAGCUGGACCCGGACGACGACAACGCGAGCGUCAUCUCGAACCAGGACUUUGAGAUCGACGUCGACGACGAGGACUUCGAGCCGGACGACGCAGAACACGCGAACCUGACCCAAACAAACACCCUUCUAAACGCCAACAGCAUCGAGACGGGCCUGUGCGAGCUAAUGAACGAUCCGUCAUCAACCAGCCAUCAUCAACGAACCGCCGACAAUCAUCAACUUCGUGUGCCGACGCCACCCGAACGAUCGCCGAGAGAGAACGACGCUGACGUCACCAUCUGCUCUCUCUCGCGAGAGAGCGCCUCCGACGAUCACGAGCGAGACGGCGCUAGUCCGUCCAACGUAAACAACAAUGCAACGACGACGACGCCACUUCCAGCCCAGCUGGAACUGCUCAGUAACGAAGUGAUCACCGCCGAGGAAAGAACACCGACGAUGGCGUCCGCGAUCGCGAAUGGUGACGCUAGCAGAAAUCUGAUCGCCGCAGAAGCUACGGCGGCUAUAAGUGAUGAUCAGCAGCAGGCUCAGGGGGCGGCGGCGGCGACUUCGCCGCCAAAGUUUGUCAACAACAACAACAAUCUGAUCAAGAACUUCAAAAACGGUAAGGCCGAGAAGAAGGGCAAAACGUUCCUGUCGCGGCUGUCGUCGGGCUUUCGGUUUUCGUUCCGCGGGAAGGGCAAGAAGAACAAAGAUGGUGUGGUUGGUGGGAAGACUGGCAACACUGGAAGCGCCGGUGGCGCUGGACGUAGUGAUAAACAGCAGAGCAACGAAAAAGUGUCGGCCGAUUUUAUUUAUAUCCCGCUGAAGGAUCCGACCGCGAAGCAGGGUCACUCAAAUGGAAUCAAUAACGGUGAAAUUGAGCCUGCCGCCUGCGGGGUCAACGACGAUGAUGACGACGAGGAGCGCUAUCUCCGCCAGAUGAACACGGUUGGGCUGGAGAGUUGCGAGGCCGACGAACUGGACAGGGCUUACGACGACGCGUCCGAUGUAACGUUCCGUUCGGAUUCGAUUCUGAACUCGACCGCAACCAGCGGCACUGGCAACACUUUUGCCGGCCACAAAAACCACGUGUUGAGCGGGAAACCACCCCUGCCGAAGCAACCCCCGCGCGUCGUUGGUGUGUGUGCCAAGCGGUCUGGCCCGGCGGUGGCUCGAGCGCAUGCCCAGCACCGAGCCUCGUCGACACCGCCGAGGACGGAAAUCGAUCUGGACGAGGAUGGCUCGUUCCGUCAGUACGCGGCCGAGCCUGAUACGUCGCGAACGUCCUCCGUAGCGGGCCAACGUCGGUACAGGGCCAACAGCAGCACCACAAGUGCGGUCCACCAUCAUCCUGCUGCAGCUGCCGGUGACACCAACUUCUUCAACCACAUCAUGGGCAGUGAGCAGAAAAUCGGUCUCAUCGAGACCAACCUGGACACCCACGAGACGGUCAUCUCCGGGAAGACGCGCUCGCUCAUGGAACUGGGCGGACCCAACCAGCUGCAAGUGCAUCAAGUGGUGAUUAGUGGCGGAAACGGUUGUGGCGGGGGGCCUGGGGGGAAGGUUAAUGGGAUUAAGGACCACCGCCAGACGGCGGCGAAUGGCUGCGGCGUCAAUGAACCCGGAAGGCCCCACAAGAGUAUGGAGUUUCUGUUGGAUAAGGAGAAUCAGCGAAAUGUUUUGCCCCCGGAGAACGAACUCCAAAAGUCGCACGAAACCGGCACCAACCUGAGCGAACACCAGCUGCGCGUCCAGGCGUCCCUGCAGCGGCUCAACAUCCCCGACUGGUACAAGCAGUACUCGACGGGCAAGGAUGGCGGCCACCCGAACAACCCCAACGCCCCACAAGCCCCGCCGGGAACCUGCGCCGGCACCGGAAUCCUGCGCAAACGCAACUCGGACGUCGGCCGGUGGACCGGCCUCAGCUCGAAGACGACCUCGCUCAGCUCGCUGGGUUCGCACCGGUCCGACCGGAGCCCCGUCAUGCUGAGUCCGUCCGCGCACAGCCACACCGGCGGCCAGACCGGCUUCUCCCGGUGGUCCACGUCCCAUCUCAACUCGAACCAGACGUCGCCGAGCGUUUCGACGCGCGGUUCGUUCACCCGCGGCGGACUCAACGCCAGCGUCAUCAGCGGCUACUCGACGGCGUCGACGACGGUCGGGGCGACGGCCGCGGCCGGUGGCGCCCCCGGCACCAUCCGGAACUCGUUCCGGCAGCCGUACCUCGGGUGGCGAAGUCAGGAGAAGCUGUCGCAGCCGCGGACGCCCGCCGAGAGACUCGCGUCCUCGCUGCUAUCCCAGCAGAAAGCCAAGGAACAGCAGCACCAACACCACCACCAAAACCAGAAAUCGGACCCCGUCGUGACGCCGGAGAUCCAGUCCUCCAUCAAGGAGGUCACCUCCGCGAUUGUACAUUAUGUAAAUGACCAAACCAACCGACACUCGCGCAGCCGGUCCACUAGUCCAAGCCAAAGAUGUUGGCUAGAAAGUUCGUUCGUCGGAACCCGGCCGCUCGACUCGCCCCAAACGCCAAUGAUCGAGGGUCAGAAUCAGCAGCAGCACCAGUCCCAGCUGGCCGGUGACCACUACCGGUACAAUGCCGGCCGGAUGAACGGCGUCGCCUCAUCACCGACGUCGGCGGCGGCAAUCGUUCCGACCUUUUCCCUGCCCCCGGACCAGCAGUCGCCCGGAUCGGCCACCCUCGAGGACGUGCUGGCCUCGCUCCUGGGGCUGCCGGCGGAAUCACACAGGUCCUCAGCUUCCAGUAACCACACGCUGCAGAUCGAGCAGGUCCAAACGCGGCGCCGCAGCGAAGGAGACGCCAGCCGACGGCAGCGCAACGACAGCGGUUCCGGGUCGGUCAUCAACAGUGUUGCCAGCAACAGCAUCGUCGCCAACGCCAACGCAACCGCCAACAGCCGCCGGGUGUCACUGGACUCGUGUGACACGGCCACGGGGGCUUCGUCGGUGGUCCACGGCAAGGGUCACACCGGCGGGGAGAUUCUCAAGUGUCGCUAUCCAAAGUGUGACGCCGUGGCUACGAUCGCGGAAGCCCGAAAGUCGUACAAAAGCUGCCACAACUGUUCCCAUCUGUACUGCUCGCGGGAGUGCCGGAGGGCACACUGGGAGCGCCAUCGGAAGGCGUGUCUUCACUCGCGGAUUUCCGCCCUAUGUCGGCUGGUGCUGUCCACCUGCAAGGACGAUGCGGACACCCUGCGCCACCUCAGUGUGCUGGCCCGGCGCGGGUACUUGUCGCAAGGACGGGGUGUUGUUAGAAUACUAUUUCGCAGUCCGGAGAACGCGGACUCGUUCAUCAAGCAGGGCUUUCAGUGUCUGGGGGAAGUGUCGUACGUCCGCUGGCCAGAUCUGCUACCGGCCGAGAUGGGCCCCGAGCUGUACUCGGAACUGUUGAAACUGGCCACGGAGUACAAGCCGGACUCGAAGAUGUUGAUUUACGUGGCGAUUUGCGUCGUGUCGGAAGCUCCGGGUAAUGCCACCGCACCGGUCAAGUGGGAACGCCAGCUGGUGUCGCGCUGUGCCAAGCUCAAGCUGUGCCGGUCGGUUCUCAGCGAGAUCAGCAACUCCCCCGAGGGCUCCCAGCGUCCAAAUGCCAAGAAAGAGCCCACCACCGAGGUGCUCAUCCUGACCUUCAACAUCCUGUCCAAAACGACCCAACGCGCCCGGGAGCUGGUCUCGCAGAACAUCCAGACCGUGCUCCGCCAGCGGGGCGUCAUCCUGCGCAAGCAUUACCCGGAAGUCUUCCAGCGGCUGGCCACCUUUGUCGAGGGGUCCACCGAUCGCUUUCUGCCGGUGACGUUGCACCCGCGGGACAACGCCACCGGCCGGGCCUUCGUGUGCAUCCUGAUGCCGAACUACGGCGGCGACGCCGACAAGCUUCAAUUUCCAAUCUCGGAGAACAGCGACGACGACGAGCGGGUAGUGACGAUGGACGUCGGGGCGGGCGAUCUAUCGUCCGGGGUGGCGACGACGACGGUGCCCAUGGUCAUCGAAGUGGUGGAGCCUUAAAAGCUUGUUAUGGAUUCUUACAGCCACGAGGGUCGACGAUACGGAGCAUCGAGAAGGUUGUAAUAGUAUAGUUAAAAUUCGACAAUGGUCUACGUUUUUUGGUAACAUCAUCACCACCCCGAGCUUAUCCGAAAAGGUAGAAAUUUGUGUAAUGAUGAUGGAAGUAUUUCGAGAAGUUCUCUAGAUUUUCGCUAAUUACACUGACCUACCAAAAUUGACAAAAAUGACUGCGCACACUGCACGAACAAACCCAGUCAAUUGAAUUGGAAUUCUGAAAAAAACGCAACAACCGGUACGUACACGGAAUACGUUGUUGCGUUUGAAACGGAAUUCGUAA
Molecule: messenger RNA, 8240 nt
Organism: Culex pipiens pallens (northern house mosquito)
Lineage: Eukaryota; Metazoa; Arthropoda; Insecta; Diptera; Culicidae
Exons: 10
Coding region: 869-7903 (2344 amino acids)
Biological process (GO): cell-cell junction organization
Cellular component (GO): plasma membrane; apical junction complex
Source: RefSeq, a predicted model, not a curated record